CAGACCCUCUCGAUCGCGCGGGAAGAAAACGAACUCCCGAACAAUCAAUAAUUUGAAGUAGAUCGUGAAUUCGAGACAUGGUGAAAAUAUUGCUGCCGAGUCCGUGAAGGAACAGAGCUACCGAUAACAUGUGAUUUAAGAGCUGAAAUGAAACACAACCCGGCGAAAAUAAGAAAAAUUGAACGACGUUGUUCCUAAUGGGAGACCACAAUGGUGAGACCAGUCAGCUCCAAGAGAAAACUUUUCAGUGCCAGCAAAGAACAGAAAGAAAAUGAGCCAGCCGAUGGCAAAUUAAGGGCCAAGCAAGGUGAGGCCCUGGGCUACCCGGAGAGCUUCAGUGUAAACAGCAUUGGAGGCCAACGGAAAGGUGGGGUUGCCGCUAACAACCACCACCAUAACAACUCUAGCCUUGGGAUAGGAGGGUGCAGCGGCAUCGUGGGGGGAGCUGGGAAAGUGGUUGAAGGGGGGUGGGGGGCUGAAGAUGUAGCACCUUCAACCCACCACACCCCCAACCGCCCGGUCAUGCCCAUGUCAGAACGGCAGCAGAUUGCCCUUCUCAUGCAGAUGUCAUCACCCUCACCUCCAGACAAAGUAGAACUGAGCCGUUCCAGCAGUCCUCGCACACCAGGUACCCCAAGUGUUUGCCGUGGGGUUAACAAAAGGAAUGAGCGGGGAGAGACACCCCUCCAUGUAGCUGCCAUCAAGGGAGAUACAGAGAGGAUCUCUCAGCUAAUUACUCAAGGUGCUGAUGUCAACGCUACCGACUAUGCUGGUUGGAGUGCGUUACAUGAGGCUUGCAAUCGAGGCUUCUACGGAGUGUCAAAGUUGUUGAUUGAAGCGGGGGCAGACGUAGAUGCCAAGGGACUUGACAACGACACUCCACUACACGAUGCAUGCGUCAACAAUCACUUUAAGCUGGUACGCUUAUUGUUAAGGUGUGGGGCUGGAGUGAAUGUGGUGAACCGUCGUGGCAAGACCCCCCGUGACGUGUGCCGUUCCCCAGGCAUUGUGGCGCUGAUCGAGGCAGCGGCACGCGGCCAGCUCCAGGACCUGGGAACAUCUUCAGGGGACGAGCUCACACCUCAGCAGAAAGGCAGUAGUUGUACAAGCAUGUCGAGGCGGACUCCUCCUGCUAACAAAUCUAAUGAGGAAAAGCCUGGUGGUGGUAGUAGUGGCGGAGGCGGCCCUGGGUCUCCAAGAGUGACACUGCGACUGCCCAACACCGUCACACGCACACCAGAGAAGCCACCUCGCCCACAUGACAACAAGGCAGUGAUGGAGAACAGCGAGGACGUGUACGAAUUCAAAUGCAGCAAGGACGAGGCACGGGGUGGGGAGGAGGAGGAAGACAAGAGCGCGGGGGGUGGAAAUAACCGGACAGAAGGGGGAACGGGAGGGGGUCCACAAGAGGAAAAGGCGGACAAAAGGGGGAGGGAGCCUGAUGCAGAGGAGGAUGAGGAGGCACGCAAGAAGAGGAAGAAGGAGGACACCAAGGAGGGGGCCAAGGGGGUUGGGAGGGGGGCCAAUAGGCCAGCAGGCAACUCUGAGAAAGGAGUGAAGUCAGGAGGUCGGGGGAACAGCAGCGCCAGCAGUGGGGUUGGGGGGACCAAGCAGUGCACAACAGGUGCAGGCAUGGCAUCAGGGGAGCGCAAGAGCCCCAUGGGUUCAGCAGCCAACAGCCCCAAACCGCCAAGUACCAAGACUGGGGGAGAGAGUAGUGACACAGAGGAUGACGGCAAGAGCGAGUCAAGCUCUGGCGCUGGACCCAAGGUGCCCCCCCUUAAGAUUGUGCUUGGGGGAGGCACCGAGCAGGAGCCCAACACCAGGAACGGCAAGAGUUCCAGCAACCGUCUGCCUUAUGUCGUCAACACCAGCUCAGGCGAGGAGAAGGAGGGCACAGGAGAUUCUAAGGAGGGCAUUACAGCAGUCAAGAUGGAGGACCAAGGGAAUUCCAACAGUAAUGGUAGCAGCACAGGGAGUGAGAAGGGAAGCGGAACAAGGAUAACACGGUCCCAGAAACUCUAGCUCUGCUGAAGAGUCAACAACAGUGAAAACGGAGGUGAAAGUGGAAGAGUCAACAAUCUCUUCCACUUCUCCUGAUGCUGUUCAUCCUCGCAAGAGAAAAAUACGCAUGAAGGAGACAGAACCUGAAGCCCCACCAGUAUCACUUGUGGACCAACCUAUCAGCAACUGUUAUGAGACCUUCUUGAAAAUUAGAAAGCAGAUUGAGCGAAGGAGAGAGAACCUGCGUCCGGUCCAGCCAAAGCCUCCACAAGGGUUCAAGGACUACCUAAUGAACAGAUGCUCGUAUGUGCUAGCAGGGAAUGCUUCAUCAAGGCUAUCUGUACCUGUGAUCUCCCCUCCAGCAUCCCUGUGCCAGUUACUGAAGGACCUCUUUAAUGAUCAGGAGAAGGAGCGGUAUAGGCUAAGAUUACAGCAUCUCAUAGAGAAAGAAAAACUAGUGUUAAGUGUUGAGCAGGAGAUUUUGCGUGUUCAUGGGAGAGCAGCAAGAGCCUUAGCCAAUCAAGCCCUUCCGUUCUCAGUUUGUACGUUUUUGAAAGAUGAGGAGGUUUACAACAUAAUUUCCCCUGAGCAAGAAAAGGAUGGUAAUGCUCGCUCUAGGUAUAAUGGCCGACUCUUUCUUUCAUGGCUACAAGAUGUAGACGAUAAGUGGGAUAAAAUUAAGGAAAACAUGGUGCUGCGCCACCACAAUGAGGCGGAAUCACUACAUGCAGUGCAGAAGAUGGACUGGGAGUGGAAGCUGAAGGAGCUAGGCGACCUGGAUGCCAACACCAAACCUCAGAUAGAUGACCUGCAUGUGCCCAUGGUCCAUGUCUCAGAUGACUUUGACCUUCUCCCAGCCUGAGAGGUUGAGGUGGAUGAAUGUGAUGCAGUUUGUUUAAUUAUCAUUUUUGUCUUUACAUAAGGGGUGAUUUUGAAGUCCCAAGGUGUGAGAGCUAUAAUUAGACUUCGUACUACGCUUCGUUGUGUAAUGCCUUGCCUGUUCACACCACCUCAACCCCUGCGACUACUUUCGCAGCCCAGAGUAGUGGCGGCUUGGCUUAUUUUUUUUAGAUAUUUUGCACAUGAGGCAAAACAUGGAAGUGAUGAGGAGAUAUUCUGUGGCUGUGAUAUUUUCUUAGUUAAACUUUUUGAACUUUCUGCUGGCUUGCAGAUAGGUCACGUAGAGAGGUAAAAGCCCUAAGCAUAUUUACCAUACUUA
Penaeus monodon (black tiger shrimp) is the source of this 3223-nucleotide messenger RNA. RefSeq names its product ankyrin repeat domain-containing protein 11-like. Gene Ontology annotation, molecular function: protein binding. Lineage: Eukaryota; Metazoa; Arthropoda; Malacostraca; Decapoda; Penaeidae. Gene Ontology annotation, cellular component: nucleoplasm. The record is from RefSeq and is a predicted model, not a curated record.